This is a messenger RNA of Leishmania braziliensis MHOM/BR/75/M2904, 945 nucleotides long. RefSeq lists its product as hypothetical. The coding region runs from base 1 to 945 and encodes 314 amino acids. The transcript has a single exon. NCBI's taxonomy places the organism in Eukaryota, Euglenozoa, Kinetoplastea, Trypanosomatida, Trypanosomatidae. The record is from RefSeq and is a predicted model, not a curated record.
AUGUACUACGGCGGACACGACCAAAGUUACGGCGGCAAUCAAGGCUACGCCGGUGGCCUUGGUGGCAACAUGCAAGACUACAAUUACCCACAGCAGCAGAUGAUGCCGCGCCAAGAGCCUGGCGGCUACCACCAGUAUGGGCAACAGGGUGCGUACGCCCAACCAGGAAUGAUGAACGGUGUGGCCGGCGAUGGUCAUGGGGGUUGCUCAUAUGACAAUGGCUACGCCCAGCCGGAUGGGAAUGACGGUCGCAUGACGGUGCUGAAGUCAUCUAAGAGCUUCACGGGCCCACCGCCUGGCAUGGAUUGCAUGCAGAGCAGCGCGGCGCGCAGCCGCCCCAUUGCCUCGCACAGCAGCAAGGGCGGUGGCACGGGCCUAGCCCGGAACGGUAGCGUCUUCGUCGGCGGCCGAGAGCGUGACACCCAGGUAUCCAUCAGCACCCGCGGUGGCAUGAGCGUGCACGCCAUUGGCGGGACGGAAGACGAGGAGUUGAAGCAGUACUAUGGCGAUAUGGCGCGUCGUAAUGAUGAGCGGCGCAUGGACGGGGUGAAAGCUAUACGGAGCUACCGUGGCGACAUUGAGGACGGAGAGGAUGUCGGCAAGCCGCGCCGCGUGACGAACCGACGUAACGUGGACGGCCGCUCGGCAACUGGCUAUGGCGGUAUCAACUUCAAGCGCAAAGCAGCCAUGCGCAACGGCGAGCAGUGGGGCGAUGUCGAGGUCCGCAGCAGCACCAAGGGCGGGGGUGGCAGCUCGCUCAACAUGGACCAGUCCUAUGGGCAGCAGCCGAUGUACGGGUCAGGGAUGCACACAGCCCCCGUUGUGUUCGAGGAGUCACCAGUGAUGCCGCAGAUAUAUAAUAAGGAGGAUGUCCACUCGUAUAGCAACAUGAGUGACGCGUUUUCGGAGGAUGACCAGGAUGCACAGGGGGAUGUAGAGUACUAA